AUGACUCCGCCGCGUCACCGUCAUCCUGAGCCCGCUGGGGCCACUACGCCGGCACCCGACCCCCGGUACGGCCGCUCUCCGACUCCUCCUCCACCGUGCGUCAUCUGCGACUCCGCACCCUCCGAUCACCUGCAGGCUGUCAUGCCCCUCGCGUUGUCCCUGAAUCCUGCCGACGUCAUUCCUUCCUCGCUGCUGGCUGUGAUCACCCACUACCGCAGUGUAUUGGCCGAUUACGACGAGUUGCGCCGUGCCAACACCCUUGACCCGCAGCCUCGCCUCGACGACGCGAACCUCCGUGCGGCUGAUGCCGUAGCCAGGAUGGAUCGCAUGAAGGACGAGCUGCGCCAGUUCGAGGUGCUGAAGAUUCAGCACCACCUGCUACGCGAGACUUUGGCUGAGGCGAUUACACACCUCCAAGAUUACGCUGCAAGACUGGAACGCCGGAUGGAGGGUCGCGUGGUUGAUGGAGAGUUGCAUGGAUCGGUGUCCCAGAUCGCUCCGGACCUGAGGGAUGUACGCCGCGAGAACUCGGAUCUCCAUUGCCAGCUCUCGGAUCAUCACAACCAAAUUCACGCCGUCCAAACAUCCAAGGCCGCCGCCGACGCUGAUCUCGUCCAGUGUCGCAUGCGGUGCGACGAGAUCCAGAUCCGUCUUAAGGACCUGCUGAAACACGCCCAGAAGGCUGAGAAGUCUAACCGCCAGCUUCGGGAGGACUUGCCCGUCAUGUCCCGUGGUGACCCAGUUGUUCGCUCACUCCGCCUCGAGCUCCACGUCCGGGGCGAACGGAUCCGCGAGCUGGACGGGCUAGUUGACCGCGUCACCGCGCAUCGGGAUCGGCUCCAAAAGGAUCUGCGCGACGCCGACCGCCACGCCAGACUUGCCACGGCUGCUGCGGAACGAGCCAACGAAGCUCUGAGUCGACAGCACGACGCAACGCACGACGCACAGCGCCGUGCCCGCGAUCUCGAAGGCCAGCCGGACCGGCUCCGCCAGCAUCGGGCUCAGCACGCACGUGAUCACCAAGCCCUCUCCGCCAACUUCCGUCGGUCGCAAGAGCGAUUAGCGCAAGCUAACGCACGCAUAGGCGAGCUCGGACAAUUGCGUAUCACCCGAUCCGACACCCGCUGUUACCGCCCCUCCAGCUCCAGCCUCCCCCACAUCUCGUGCCGGGACUGCCGCGAGUUUCUGGCGCAAAUCGAGGACUUUCAAGGCGCCUACGGCCACCUGCGUCGUGACUUCGACGACGUGAAGGUUGAUUUUCGCUCGCUGGAGACCGAGCAUGAUGUGUUGGAGACGUUCUACACCGCUCUGACUGAGGAUCAUACGUUCGCACUCGAGCGUAUCAGAGCGGAGUCCAACGAUUCGAGCUCGGAGGGCUCCGUCGACGAGGAACUAUGCGUGGCCCAAGCCCGCUCCCGAGCUUAUCUCCGUCGUCGCAAUUCCUGUGGCGAAGCGCCGCCGACAGUCUCCGGAUCCGCCUCCGCCCCUAUCGAAGUCGAUGAGGACAACGAGGAGCUGGACUACGUGGAGGAUGAAGCGAGCACCGAAGAUCUCAACAACUCUCCUCGCGAGACGUCGGUGGCCGCCCGCAGUUCAGUCGAAGUUCCGGAAGCUGCGUUGUUGAGCAUCGUCGACGGCUACCUGGAGUUCGAGAACGACUGCCUGCAAACGAUCUGGGAGUCGACCCACCCGUUCCCGAUCUCCAAGGAGUUGAAGCGGUCAGACUCCUGGUUCUCCUCCUUCUACACGAGCUGCAAGAAUCGUAGCUCGCACGCUCAUGAGAAGUACCGGAACUGGCAAGAGCAAGGUUUCGGAAAGGCGCGCCGGAGUGGCUGUUGCGACUUGGAUCUCUGGCUGAAUCGCAUGUUCGCCCGUUUCCCCCAGCCGAGCGAGGACACGACGUGGUUACCAGCUCGUGAAGCCAUCACCGAGGGGCGUCUAGUGCCGACGAGUUUGGUGGCGGCUUUGGUUGACUGCGAUCGAGUCGAUUCGUGGCGUAAACACUUCCGCACGGCCCUCGACACGCACCCGGCGUUUCGAAUCCUUCACCAUCGGUUGAAGUUCUCCCGCACCUGA
Phytophthora sojae is the source of this 2076-nucleotide messenger RNA. RefSeq lists its product as hypothetical. Lineage: Eukaryota; Oomycota; Peronosporomycetes; Peronosporales; Peronosporaceae. The transcript has 6 exons. The record is from RefSeq and is a predicted model, not a curated record. Bases 1 to 2076 code for a protein of 691 amino acids.